AUCCAUACGUGUCGUUGGGGUCACAUGUGCUAUGAGCGGAAGAUGGUAAAUAACCUAAAGCAUUAUAAUUUUAAAGAAGAAAAAGUGAAGUAAUUAGAAUUUGUGUUCAAUUGUUUAUUAAAAAUUUAUUUGUAUUUAUUUAUAUAUAUUACGAAAUGGAUGAUGAAGCGGAAACUUAUAAAUUGUGGCGAAUUCGUAAAACAGUGAUGCAGUUGUGUCAUGAUAGAGGUUAUCUCGUGACACAGGAUGAAUUAGAUCAGACUUUAGAACAAUUUAAAGAACAAUUUGGCGAUAAACCGAGUGAAAAAAGACCAGCACGUAGCGAUCUUAUUGUAUUAGUUGCACACAAUGAUGAUCCUACAGAUCAACUUUUUGUUUUCUUUCCCGAUGAACCCAAAAUAGGUAUCAAAACUAUAAAAACUUAUUGUCAGCGUAUGCAAGAAGAAAAAAUUCAUAGAGCAAUCAUCGUUGUACAACAAGGUAUGACACCGUCUGCUAAACAAUCUUUAGUAGAUAUGGCACCUAAAUAUAUUUUAGAACAAUUCUUGGAAUCUGAAUUGUUGAUAAAUAUCACAGAACACGAACUUGUACCUGAACAUAUAGUAUUAACUCCAGAUGAAAAAGAAGAGUUACUUACUAGGUAUAAGCUUAAAGAAAAUCAAUUAAUGCGUAUACAAGCAGGUGAUCCAGUGGCUCGUUAUUUUGGUUUGAAAAGAGGACAAGUAGUCAAAAUUAUUAGACCUUCUGAAACUGCAGGCAGAUAUAUCUCUUAUAGACUCGUAUGUUGAUCUAUAAUAAAUACGACAUAUAAUAUCUAUUUUGUGUUACUUUGAUCUAUAAUGAUUGAAGAAAUUCUAAUUGAGAAUUGUACAAUAUUUUUGUAAUUAAAAAUAAUUUUUAGAGAUUAAAUUUAAUACAAAAUAUCAAUCAUAAACACCAACCAUACCUAUAAUAACAUUAAUAAAUAUAGAAUUUUAUGAAAGAAUAUAAUAUUACUUUCUGAGAAUGCUUUAUUGUACUACAAUUAUGAUGUGUUAUUACAUAAUAUACAUUUGGUAGUAAACAUUAACUGUAUAUCAGGCAAUAAAUAAUUACUAAUGUUGUGCCAAGUGCAGUAAUUAAAUGUAUUAGAUAUAAUACAAUUUUCUAUUCUAAGUCCACUUUGUAGCGUUAUUCAUUAAAAAAACAUACAUGAAUAAAAAAGCAGAGAAUUGAAAAUAUCUUUCAUUGUUUCAUAAAUAAAUAAUAUUAAGGAAUUGGCACAAUUAGUUAAACUUCUUAUGCAAAUGUUCAU
This is a messenger RNA of Vespula pensylvanica (western yellowjacket), 1294 nucleotides long. It is a transcript of the gene Rpb5, whose product is annotated as DNA-directed RNA polymerases I, II, and III subunit RPABC1. The record is from RefSeq and is a predicted model, not a curated record. The transcript is spliced from 2 exons. Gene Ontology annotation, molecular function: DNA binding; DNA-directed RNA polymerase activity. Gene Ontology annotation, biological process: DNA-templated transcription. Lineage: Eukaryota; Metazoa; Arthropoda; Insecta; Hymenoptera; Vespidae. Gene Ontology annotation, cellular component: RNA polymerase II, core complex; RNA polymerase III complex; RNA polymerase I complex. Bases 156 to 788 code for a protein of 210 amino acids.